CAAACGGGCAUCGAGCCAUGCAAUUUCUAUGUAUUGAUUGCAACGACCGCCAUGGCCCCUGGUCUGUAGCAUUCCAUUCUUCCCCCUCUGUUUGACUGCCUUUCUUCCUUUUCGCAUCGACCAGUACUCGACCUGUCCGGCGCUUACGACCUAGAUAACGCGCCACACGGCAGGACCUUGUUGGCGCCAUCUCCGGAAGCCGAUUGCAGUCAGCUCGUCAGCUGAGUCGGGCCAGGCGCAUAUACAAGAGUACCCUGCUAGCAGAGUUGUACAUAUUACACAUUCUUAGACAUCGGUGUCCUGGAGAUUCUUUGUCGCCCUUCUUUGCGUCGCAAACAACCAUGGCGCCACAAUACCUCCAAGUCUCACAAAGAGACGACCGCCGGGACAGCAGUCUGAUUUCUCCCACUGGCCCGCCGCCGACCACUAUCCUACAUGGCUCUCCCUCGACUGCAUCUGACGGAGUCUCCCCUCGCGCCUCUCCUCAAACACAGUUCGCCAACUGGAACAACAACAUGGGCCCCCGUACCCCGCCACAGCCCUCGUCACAACCGCAACAUCUUGCGACAACGACACUCAAAGUAGAGGGCAUGACAUGCGGCGCAUGCACCUCGGCAGUAGAAUCAGCCUUCACAAAUGUAGACGGUGUUGGCAGUGUGUCUGUCAGCUUGGUCAUGGAACGCGCUGUUAUCAUGCACGACACAACCAAAAUCUCCGCCGAACAAGUACGAGAAAUAAUAGAAGACCGAGGCUUUGAUGCGACCGUCCUAAACACAGAUCUACCCGUUGCGACUUUGGACGAUAUCGCUGAAGAAGAGUCGGACGAAGACAUGAUGGGCCUUGGAAUUAUGGCCGUCCCCUCAGGCUUGGUGACUACCACCGUCAGCGUGGGCGGUAUGACAUGCGGCGCAUGCACAUCUGCCGUCGAGGGCGCAUUCAAGGACCUUCCUGGAAUCAAGAGCUUCAACAUCUCGUUGCUGUCAGAAAGAGCUGUCAUUGAGCACGACUCGAAGCUGAUCAGCGCCGACAAGAUUGCCGAGACUAUCGAAGACACAGGUUUUGAUGCGUCUGUCGUUGAGUCAAAAGCAUCCGAGCCUGUGCGAUCCACGAAGACGCUAUCUUCAUCAAGGCGGCAGAGCAGGAAACACGACAUUCUUUUCACCACCAUUGUUGCAAUUGAAGGCAUGACUUGUGGUGCAUGCACCUCCGCUGUAACAAGUGGUUUCAGCGAUGUACCCGGAGUCCUCAAGUUCGACAUCAGCUUGCUUGCCGAAAGAGCUGUGAUUCUACAUGAUCCCACAAAGCUUUCUCCGGAAAAGAUUGUCGAGACCAUUGAGGAUCGUGGUUUCGACGCCAAGAUUCUGACGUCUCGUGAGGAAGGAGGAUCGCGCUCCAGAAGGGCCAGCAGCACUGUUGAGCUCAAACUCUUUGGUCUACAAACCCCCGAAGCUGCUUCAGCCCUCGAGGCUGCUCUCAAAAAGCGGAAAGGCAGCACUGCAGUCAAGAUCGAUUUCAAAACUGGCCGAGCCUCUGUCGCAUUUGAUCCUACGCAGACUGGCCUUCGCGCAAUUGUCGAAUCAAUCGAGGACGAAGGUCUCAACGCCUUGACCGCCGAAAACGACGACAACAAUGCCCAGCUAGAGUCGCUUGCGAAGACUAAGGAGAUUCAGGAAUGGUCUAGAGCCUUGAAAGUAUCUCUGUUCUUCGCUAUCCCGGUCUUUCUCACGAGCAUGAUGUUCCCCAUGUUCAUCAAGCCUCUGGAUUAUGGAAGCAUCAAGCUACCGUUGAUACCAGGACUUUGGCUCGGGGACGUUGUCUGCUUGCUACUUACUAUACCUGUUCAAUUCGGCAUUGGCAAACGAUUCUACAGAUCUGCGUACAAAUCUCUCAAGCACGGCUCGCCGACUAUGGAUGUUUUGGUUGUGCUGGGAACAUCUGCAGCAUUCUUCUUCAGCUGUGCCGCCAUGCUAGUCUCAAUCUUCACGCCACCUCAUUCACGACCUGCCACGACGUUUGAUACAAGCACUAUGCUUAUCACCUUCAUUAUGCUCGGUCGAUUCCUCGAAAAUAGAGCCAAGGGACAGACCUCGGCCGCUUUGUCUCGCCUUAUGAGUCUCGCACCGUCAACUGCUCUCAUCUACACAGACCCUAUCGCAGCGCAAAAGGCCGCCGACGAAUGGGACGGCGACAACGAAAAAUCCGAGAAAACCUCAACUAGAGGUGCGCUCGAGGAGAAGACUGUCCCUACGGAGCUCCUCGAAGUCGGCGAUGUGGUCAUUCUCAAGCCUGGUGACAAAGUCCCUGCUGACGGUACCGUCAUCCGUGGCGAUAGCUACGUCAACGAAAGCAUGGUUACCGGAGAGGCGAUGCCUAUUCUGAAGACGAAGGGCAAGAAUCUCAUGGCAGGUACCGUCAAUGGUUCAGGAAGACUCGAUUUCCAGGUCACUAGAGCUGGCCGUGACACACAACUCAGCCAGAUCGUGAGACUUGUGCAAGAAGCCCAAACCAGCCGUGCGCCUAUUCAGCGUAUGGCCGAUGUGGUUGCUGGCUACUUCGUACCUAUCAUCAUCACACUGGGCCUCGCUACCUUUACAGCAUGGAUGAUCUUGAGCCAUUUGCUGCCUACACCACCCACCAUCUUCACUAAGGAUACGAGUGGUGGCCCGCUGAUGGUUUGCGUCAAGCUCUGUAUUGCUGUCAUUGUCUUCGCCUGCCCAUGUGCACUAGGUCUUGCGACACCCACUGCUGUCAUGGUUGGUACUGGUGUCGGAGCCGAGCAGGGUAUUCUUAUCAAAGGUGGCGCGACUCUGGAAACCGCAACCAAGGUAACACACAUUGUCCUCGACAAGACUGGAACCUUGACCAUGGGAAAGAUGAGUGUGUCGCGUUCAGAUAUACAAGGUGGCUGGACCGCCGAUGCUGCCAAGCUGCGUCUUUGGUGGACCAUCAUUGGACUCGCGGAGAUGGGCAGUGAACACCCUAUCGCACGCGCGAUCACAACUGCAGCCAAAUCGCAUCUUGGUCUCGGUUCCGAUGGCACACUGGAUGGUAGUGUCGGCGACUUCGUGUCCACUGUCGGGAAGGGCAUUUCCGCGUCUGUGGAGGCUGCCAUCUCACCCCAACGCAAGCGCUAUAACGUGAUGAUCGGUAACACCUCGUAUCUACGUUCCCAUGGCGUAAUCGUUCCGGAAGAUGCAGACGACACCAACGACUUUGAAGUCCGUGAAGAAACAGGCACAUUCUCCAAACAGCAGUCAGCAGGUGUCACUACUAUCCACACCUCCAUCGACGGCGUCUAUACUGGCCCUCUUUCCCUCUCAGACACUCUGAAGCCUUCAGCUCCAGCCGCAAUUGCUUGUCUCCAGCGCAUGGGCAUUACUUGCUCCAUCGUCACUGGCGACCAAGCAAGCACAGCCCACUAUGUUGCUAAUCUUCUUAACAUCCCGUCGCAGAACGUUCACGCUGGCGUUCUCCCUAGUGGCAAACGCGAGAUUGUGGAGGAACUCCAAGCUCAAGGUAUCAUCGUAGCCAUGGUUGGAGACGGUAUCAACGACUCUCCCGCUCUCGCAACCGUCAACGUCGGUAUCUCGCUCGCCUCAGGCACUGAUGUCGCCAUCGAAGCCGCUGAUGUAGUUCUUAUGCGCCCCGACCAUCUCCUCGACAUACCCUCUUCUCUGGCCUUAUCUCGCGCUAUCUUCCGCCGCAUCAAGUUGAACCUGAUCUGGGCUUGUUUGUACAAUGGUAUCGGUUUACCCAUCGCCAUGGGUUUCUUUCUUCCCUGGGGCUUGACUUUGCCACCCAUGGCCGCUGGAGCUGCAAUGGCAUGUUCCAGUGUUACUGUUGUUGUAUCGAGUUUAUUGCUCAAGCGCUGGAAGCCACCAAGAUAUAUCCGUGAAGCAGCCGCCAAGGAAGUUUCCGAGGCUGAGAUGUUUACGGAUGCGGGCGCCGCGGCUCAGAGCCGUGGUGUGGGUGACAUGGUGCGUGGGCUUAUCGGCAUGGUCGGAAGGAAGAGGGGGGAUGGGAACGCUGAUAGAGGUGCUUAUGUGCCUUUGCAGAGGUUUGAGGAAGUGUAGAUUUCUGAGCGCUUAUACCUAUUUGAUUGUUCUUUUCCUUCUUCUUGUUUCUUUUGUGUCACCGAGAGUGGCUGGCAUAGCUUUGGUACCUUGAAGAGAGCUUCCUUGUGCACACACAAAGAUGUAAUGUGCAAUUUUCUAUCCAGC
Messenger RNA from Aureobasidium pullulans EXF-150, 4220 nucleotides. Its product is annotated as heavy metal translocatin. The coding region runs from base 342 to 4073 and encodes 1243 amino acids. The record is from RefSeq and is a predicted model, not a curated record. Gene Ontology annotation, biological process: copper ion homeostasis; monoatomic cation transport. Gene Ontology annotation, cellular component: membrane. NCBI's taxonomy places the organism in Eukaryota, Fungi, Ascomycota, Dothideomycetes, Dothideales, Saccotheciaceae. Gene Ontology annotation, molecular function: ATP binding; copper ion binding; ATP hydrolysis activity. The transcript has a single exon.